Triticum aestivum (bread wheat) is the source of this 887-nucleotide messenger RNA. RefSeq names its product ribonuclease H2 subunit C. The transcript is spliced from 4 exons. Bases 59 to 541 code for a protein of 160 amino acids. Gene Ontology annotation, biological process: RNA catabolic process. Gene Ontology annotation, cellular component: ribonuclease H2 complex. The record is from RefSeq and is a predicted model, not a curated record. Lineage: Eukaryota; Viridiplantae; Streptophyta; Magnoliopsida; Poales; Poaceae.
GACCACCAGUUCACCAGCGCGGGACGUGGCGACUGCUCUGAAACCCCCAAACCCAACCAUGGAGCAAGCCACCCCGCCCGCCGCCGCCGGCAUCGACCUUUCCCCGGCGGCAACCGACCUCGGCCGGGUGCACCUCCUGCCCUGCGGCAUCAGGCACAACAGCGCCGCCGCCGUCUCCGACUACUUCAAGCCGAGGGACACUGGUGUGGAGGUGGACGGGGUGAAGGUGGAGGAGGCCUUCUUCCGGGGGAGGAACCUGCAGGGCGCCACCGUCGCGCUCCCCGAUGGCUACCGAGGUUCUGUAUUGGAGAAGAAGAAGAACGAAGAAAAGGAUGCUCAGGGCAUGGAUGAGGAGGCUAGCAAUUUUGUAUCCCGUGCAGAAUUCCAGAACAUAACUUACUGGAAUCAUGAUACCAUGCCAUCAGCGGAGGAUCCUCUCCCACGGUGCUUUCAUUGGUUAGCCAUUGCGAAUGCAAUGCACAAGCCAGUUACUGCUGAAGACAUGGCUAACAUGUCAGCCAGGCAGAAUCAGAACAGUUGACCAAGAUCUAUUGCAUGGUGAAUCUGUUAUCUAGUUCCAGCUGGUGCAUCAUCCAACCAAUCUAAUAAGCAAUCUACCAAUACAAUGAACUUGGAAUGUCAUUAGCUGCGAGCCUGUGUGGGCCAGGCACUCUGUGAGGGCUGCGAACUUGGAAUGUUGGAGAGCCCGCUGUUGUUCUCUUCUUGAAGAGGGGAUUCCUGCACCAAAUGUACCAGUAUUGCUCUUUCUUGUUCUACAGAGUAGUUCAUUUGUCUGGUUAUCAGAUACAUGUAAUGUUGUGAAUUUAAGUUGUCAUGUCUUGAUAUGAUGUGGAAAUAUUAAUCCAUCUCCCGGAAAAUUCUCACAA